Messenger RNA from Neocloeon triangulifer, 1692 nucleotides. Its product is annotated as zinc finger protein 699-like. Gene Ontology annotation, biological process: regulation of transcription by RNA polymerase II. The transcript has 3 exons. Gene Ontology annotation, cellular component: nucleus. Gene Ontology annotation, molecular function: DNA-binding transcription factor activity, RNA polymerase II-specific; RNA polymerase II transcription regulatory region sequence-specific DNA binding. Bases 21 to 1529 code for a protein of 502 amino acids. The record is from RefSeq and is a predicted model, not a curated record. Lineage: Eukaryota; Metazoa; Arthropoda; Insecta; Ephemeroptera; Baetidae.
CAAGAGUUGCGCGCCGAAAAAUGUGGCCCGGGAAGCCUCUAUGCCGACUUUGCGAGCGGCCAGCGGCCGACGGCGGCCAUCAGGCGGCUGAAUUGGACAAGGAGAAGUUUUCCGAGUGGUGUUUGGUCUAUUUGGGCCACACGCUGGCCGACGAGUUGAAAGACAACGAUCUCAUCUGCUGCUUUUGUGUUUGGGACGCCAGAUUUCUACACGAAAACUCGGAGCAUGAGAGACGAGAUUUAUGUUGGUGGCCCAAAGAAUCAAUGAGCAAGGCGCUGUUUGAAACUUAUGAAGUGAAGCAGUGCUGGGUGCCUUUGAAAAAACUUGCGGAACCUAAAGCAGUUGAAGAAACAUGUGAAGGGACGGCUGUAAAAGGACAAAAGGUGAACAAUGGAAAACUAUAUAAAUGCAUUUAUUGCAAGAAAAGCUUUUCUAUUAAGCGGUGUUUAACAAUUCACAUUGAGAGCAAACAUAGAAAUAUUGCAAUAAGAUGCAAUUUUUUUGAGAAAUGCGCUAAUUACUUUCUUAGCACAAAAGAUAGAGAUGAACACAUUAAGAAAUUGCAUUAUCAAUUAAAAGAGAGGCCCGGCUGCAUUUUUUGUUCUGUUUAUUUUACAUCAAGAAACGCAUUGAACGGACACAUGAAAAAUUUUCACGCCGGUGUAUUUACAAAAUGCAAAAACGUGCGCUGUGGUAAAUACUUUAAGUCAUUAACCGAUUUGGACUUGCAUUUUAAUAUGGUGCACAAAGCGCUUGAAGAUAAGAAAACAUUUCAAUGUGAAAAUUGUAGCUACAAAGGUGUGUCUAAAAGACUUAUAUCACUACACAUCCAACAUGUACAUUUUAAGAUAGAAAAUCGGAUUAAGUGUAAAAUGUGCGCAAAAUCAUUUAAAAAUGAUAUAAACUUCAAAAUACAUGUAAAGACUAUACAUAAAUUCAAGUACUGUACAGCUUGUGGUGUGAAGUUCAGUCUGACUGCUUUUUCAGCACAUAUAUCACAAUUUCAAUAUUGCAAAAGAUGUGGGGACUCAUUCCAAUGCUACAAUUUGCUAAAAAAACAUAAAAUCGCGUGCUCCUGUGUAUGUGAAUUGUGCUCGAAAUCAUUCCCGACGAGGGCCAGAAUGAAAUACCACAUAAACAGGCACUUGAGUAAAAUUGCAGUAAUACCGGAGCAAAAUGCUAAAUUCAAGUGCAAAUUUUGCGGUAAAUAUUUGACUGAACGGAGCUUGAAAUAUCAUGAUAUGAUGCAUUCAGAUUCAAGGUGCACAUUCGAAUGCGGCCAUUGCACCAUGAAAUAUUUUAAAAAGUUUAGCUUGGUUUCGCACUUGGCAAAUGUGCACAACCUUAUUGAGAAAAAUCAUCCAUGUAAUUUUUGUGACACGCGAUUUUGUAGUAAAUCAAUAUUAAAUGCUCACUUGAAAAGUCAUUCUAAAUCAACAAUUCAAUGCUCGAUUUGCCAAGGGUAUAUACUAUCUCACAGAUUUAGUGCUCACAUGAUCUGUGCCCAUGGUAUACGAAGAGACUUAUGAUAUGUUUACUUUUUUUGCGUUGUUUUGUUAGAGAGGGUAGAAUUUUUUCUUCCUACGCAUAAAAUUAUGUAAGUUCAUUAAUACUCAAAAGAACUUAUCAGUUUGAACGUCUAAAAAGCGCUUCUUUGUAGAUAAUAUUGUAAAAAUAAAUUAAAUAUUACGC